GGGGUUCACAGAUAUGGUAACAGCAAAAUGGAAGGAGUUAAAACUUCAAGGCUAGGGCGGAUUCAUUUUAAAGGAGAAAUUGAAGAUGACAAAGGAUUUUCUCCGAGUGUGGUCAAAAUCCAAUAUACAGGAAGUGGACAGAAAAAUUAAGCAGGCCAGGGAGGAGAUAAACAGAGUUGAUAGCAACGGAGAAACAAGCAACUUGUCAAAUGAAGACAUUAUCGCUAAGAGCUCUCACUACACUGAGUUGUUAAAGAAUAUGCAGUUGAAAGAAGAGAUGGCUCAACAAAAAGCACGAAAAACUUGGCUGAAAUCAGGAGAUGCUAACACCAGUUUUUUCCACAAAUGCAUCAGAGGAAGAUGGCGGAGAAACGAAAUAAAUGUAAUUUCUGUAGAAGGCAAAGAGUUGAGAGAAGUUGAAGACAUAAAGCAAGGUGUUAUGAAGUAUUUUGCAGAAUUAUUCAUUGAUGAGGGAUGGCAAAGACCGACCUUAGAAGGGCUGAGUUUCAAAACUAUUUCAGAGGAGGAUAGACGCAUGCUCAUUCAACCUUUUACAGAAGAGGAGGUAAAAGCUGCGGUAUGGAAUUGUGAAAGCACCAAAGCACCGGGUCCAGAUGGUUUUACUUUCGGUUUUAUAAAAAUUGAAUGGGAGGUCAUUAAAGCAGAUAUCAGGGACUUUCUCAUGGAUUUUCACACAAAUGGAAGGAUAGUAAGGGGUUCUAAUGCUUCGUUCCUGGUUUUGAUACCGAAGAGAGAGAAUCCUCAAGGCAUUGAAGAGUAUAGACCCAUUUCCUUAAUUGGAUGCAUGUAUAAGAUUCUUGCCAAAGUGUUAGCUAACAGACUCAGCAGAGUAUUAAACACAAUUAUAGGGGAGAAUCAAUCUGCUUUCAUCGAAGGAAGACAAUUGGUUGACAGUGUUGUUGUUGCAAAUGAAGCAAUUGAUGACGUGAGGAAGAGGAAAUCCCGGUGUUUUGUAUUCAAGAUUGAUUUCGAAAAGGCAUAUGAUAAGGUGAGCUGGUCUUUUCUGGACUACAUGAUGGAGAAAAUGGGAUUCGACAAAGUAUGGCGGGAGUGGAUAGCUGAAUGUUUAAGAUCAAAUACUGUGUCCGUGUUACUUAAUGGAAGUGCUACAAAAGAGUUCUCGAUGUCAAGAGGGCUUCGACAAGGAGAUCCACUAUCUCCAUUUCUGUUCUUAAUGGUAGCAGAAGCACUAAAUGGACUAACUUCGGCAACAGUAGCAAAGGGUUAUCUUCGUGGAGUAAAAAUAGGAAAGGGGGAGUUAGAGAUUAGCCAUUUACAAUUUGCAGACGACACAAUCUUUAUGGGUGAGGCAACCGAAGAUAAUAUAUGGAUGAUUAAAUGCAUCAUGAGGGCCUUUGAAUUGGUGUCAGGCCUGAAGGUAAUUCAUGAGCUUGAUAAAAUUAGAAGAAAUUUCUUAUGGGGAGGAGUUGGGGGAGGGGGAGAUAAGGGUUUGUGGUCUAGGGUGCUGUUAGAAAAAUAUGGUGGCAAGGGAGGAAAUUGGAUAUCAUGGAUGAAAGAGGGCAGGGGAAUAGGAUCACCAUGGUGGAAGGAUAUUUGCAAAUUGAAUACAGGUUUAGGGAAUAAGGAUGGAUGGUUGCUCCCAAAUUUCAACUUAAAAUUAGGGGAUGGGACAAGUGUCAAGUUCUGGUUAGAUGUAUGGGUGGGUGAGGAUUCUUUAGCUAAUGUGUUUCCGAGACUAUUUUUGCUGGACAUAAACAAAAACUGCAGCAUCUAUGAUCGAGGACAAUGGUCUGAUGGAGGCUGGUGCUGGAGACUCCAAUGGAGAAGACCAAUCAGAGCAUGGGAGGAGGAAAACCUACAACAAUUGAUUGGGACCAUAAAUCACAUAAAACCAGUUCGAAACGUGAAAGACACAUGGAGAUGGAGGCCUGACAACGAAGGAAAAUACACCACAAGGUCAGCUUAUGAGCAGUUGGCAAAGAAAGAGGAAAGUACACUAAUGGAGUACAAAAAGAUAUGGAGUGCGCAAGUCCCUUCAAAAGUGAGCGCUUGUCCAUGGCAAAUGCUUCUGGACAGAAUUCCCACAAAGGUCAACUUGGCAAAGCGGGGCACUAUGGAUAACAACCAAGCACAGAUGGCACAAGGGCUCAAAAAUUAUGAAGAAAGGCUGGAAUAUGGUAUGGUUCACAAUAGUAUGGUCAUUGUGGUUGUCUAGAAAUGAAACAGCCUUUCAACA
Rubroshorea leprosula is the source of this 2218-nucleotide messenger RNA. The record is from the annotation of a GenBank genome assembly. Lineage: Eukaryota; Viridiplantae; Streptophyta; Magnoliopsida; Malvales; Dipterocarpaceae.